Paramuricea clavata is the source of this 221-nucleotide messenger RNA. NCBI's taxonomy places the organism in Eukaryota, Metazoa, Cnidaria, Anthozoa, Malacalcyonacea, Plexauridae. The record is from the annotation of a GenBank genome assembly.
AAAGCGAGAAAGAUGAAUUUCGUUGUGGCAUGACGUUGGCUUCAAUGUCGCCAGAACAUAGUGAAGACGAGCAGACAGCCAUCCGAGACGAUUCCUCUUCUUCGGAUCCCGAAGAAGCCGGCCAAGUGGCAAGGAAAAUCAUAAAAGUGAAAAGACUAUCCUGCAGGAGUGACAGAUUUACAAAAAUAUUGGAUGCUCUGAACAGAGAGCACCUCAGAAAG